Molecule: messenger RNA, 1170 nt
Organism: Sphaerulina musiva SO2202
Lineage: Eukaryota; Fungi; Ascomycota; Dothideomycetes; Mycosphaerellales; Mycosphaerellaceae
Product: ClpP/crotonase
Exons: 2
Coding region: 123-1103 (326 amino acids)
Source: RefSeq, a predicted model, not a curated record
CGGAAUUGCCAGAUCCUCACGACACCAUUGUCCAUUGCUACUGUAAGUCCUCUCACAUACUGUUAAUAUCACUCACCUCUCAGGCUGUACUACGAAACAGAACACACGACCGAUUGUCAAACAUGUCAGGCUCCGGCAAAGGCUCGCAAUACCUCGAAUCUCCUUCACUGCACGAAAUCCCCAUCCCUCGAAGCUAUGCGGACAUUGGUUUCACGGAAAUCAAAGUCACCAAUGUGCCUGAGUCGUCCACAGAGGUCACACCGGUUCAGCUUGUUACGCUGUACAGGCCGAAGAAGUACAAUGCCUUCACGCCCACGAUGAUGCGAGAGCUGGAGCAUGCAUACACGCUGUUCGAUAUCGAUGAUCGUGUCAAGUGUAUUGUCCAGACUGGACAUGGCAAAAUGUUCUGUGCUGGCGCAGACUUGGAUACUGGGUUUGUUGGAGGAGAAGAGGCAGUGAGAGAUCACAGAGACGGCGGAGGACGCGUGACCAUGGCGAUCAAUCGAUGUCGAAAGCCUACGAUUGCUGCACUCAAUGGUGCAGCGGUAGGUGUAGGUGUGACCAUGACCUUGCCCAUGAACAUUCGAAUCGCGUACAAGGACGCGAAGAUUGGAUUCGUUUUCGCGAGAAGAGGACUUGUUAUGGAGGCGGCCAGCAGCUUCUUCCUGCCACGUCUGAUUGGCACCUCCAAAGCGCUUCAUCUUUGCACAACGGGCUCAAUCUAUCCCGCUUCACAUCCACUGCUGUCCGACCUCUUCACCGAAACACUUCCUACGCCCGAUGCAGUCCUCCCCCGAGCCCUAGAACUCGCCGACGAGAUCGUUAAGAACUGUUCCGGUGUCAGUCUACACUUGAUUAAAGAGUUGAUGUACCGCGGCCCAGGCAGUCCAGAAGCCACACACUUGUUGGAUAGCAGAAUCGUGUACGAACUGUUUACCUCAAAGGACAACAAGGAGGGCGUGAAAGCCUUCUUGGAGAAGAGACAGACAAACUUCACAGGCACGAUGCAGAACGAUGCUCCCGCUGCGUGGCCGUGGUGGGAGCCCAUUGCAGUUGGCAAUAAACCUGUGCAGAAGGGAUACAAGUUCAAGCCAAAUCUGUAGAUUUCUCUCCCGUGUAUUUCAACCUUUUCUAUCUUCGAUUAGAAUAAUAAUUCAAUAUUGUCAAAGC